Messenger RNA from Doryrhamphus excisus (bluestripe pipefish), 5412 nucleotides. The record is from RefSeq and is a predicted model, not a curated record. Lineage: Eukaryota; Metazoa; Chordata; Actinopteri; Syngnathiformes; Syngnathidae.
GUCUUCUUCCGGUCCCACACGUGUUCUUAAUUAGUCCCGUCCCUUAACCACCUGGGUCCUCGGAGUCGAGUUGUGUCCCCGAGUGGCGCUUGAACGUGUGUUGUCUCCAAAACGGCCUCGUUAUUGGCUUGUUUUACGCCCAUACAGAUGCGCCAUCAAACUUAAUGACAACCUGAAGUCAUUCAGGUCCAUGGGGAUCGAACCGAAGGCGAGUGGACGACUUCAUGGUGAAAGAGAUUUUUCCUCAGUUCGUAGGAGGUCAAGGGUCAGACCUAUGACACCAUGGAGGUGUCACCACUGGCCUGGGAACGCCUUGCUGUCCUUCCAGUGUGGAGACCGGGAAGUCUGGGCUUCCCUGAGACGUCUGGGAUGCAUGGAACAGUUGAUGACUUCACCCCAGUUCAGCCUCAUUCAGGAAGUGAUGUCAUCGGGGUGACUCCUCGGGAGAGUGAACAAACAUUCCAGAAAUUCAAGUGCAGAGAAUGAGACAAAUGGACGCCCCACCUCCAUUUCUGUCCUUUGCGGUGAUCAUUCCACUGAUGACAAGAACCCUUUGGCUUGAAGACUUCCAUCAGAGAUCCUGGAUAAGAUCCUGUCCUACCUGGAUCCCGGCACACUUGUCUGCAUUGGUCACGUCAGUAAGACCUUCUAUCAACUUGCCAAUGAUGAAGCUCUGUGGAGGAAUAUAUACAAAAGGCUGUUGAAGAAUAAGUCUAUCAGCAUGGGCGGGAAGAUGCCGGAGCCUACCACGCUGGAGGCUCAGGCUCAGGCUCGGCCAGAUGGCUGCUGCUGGAAGUUGCGUUACUUCAAGACUCGAGACGCGUGGGCCAGGAGGAAGUGGAAGACACACCUCGCCGUCAUCAGCCCUCACACGGGGUUGCCGAGUCGCACGGUUCAGAUGCUGCGAAGCAUUACCUGGGAGCUAACGGUCACCGACAAAUCCAGGAACGAAGCCGCAUACGAUCUCAGCUGGUUCCAGUUCUUUGAGACCUCCGUGGUGCUGUGCUGGAACGGAAACCUCUGCCAAGACUACCGUCACAUUUCUACCCUUCAUCUCCACGGCGUCAGGAGAGUCGCCCUGGACUGCCCUGGUCUAAAGGCACCCGGCUGGAGGUCCCUCAUGGAGGUGAUCGACAUGGAGGCUGUCACCAAAAGCAUGCCAGACUACGGCCAGGACGGUGUGAUUGAAUUGAAGCUACUAAAGCCUCACGUUGUCAUGGGGAUUUGGAAGGACCAGCGUAGCGUCGCCUUUGUCAUAUUCACCCUCCACUUCCAUCGUCUGCUGGAGAGGAGCUCCCAGGGGUCCUCUGUUGGCACCUACGUGGAGCCAGCGACCAGAGCCCCAUUUGAUGACAUUGACCCUGAUUAUGGUCUCCAUGGUUACCAGCUUCACAUAGUCCUCCACAGCAGUCGAUGCGAGCUCAUGUCGGGAAGUUUCUCCCAGCUAUUUUGCCGGCGAGAUCAGAUCCGCCACGGUCUUGUCAAGCUCACCGCUGUUGAUGAGACCUCCUUUUCUCAGCACACGUCUCUGUCGGGCGAUGUCACGCUGCCCUGGAGGUGUGAGGCCCUGCAGGGUGAAGUCAAGGGCCGCUGUUUCAUGACGCUCACGCUUCUUGACGAGUUCAACCAACCCUUUUGGUGCGUCAGCUCUGCGGUCUCCAUGAAGCACCAGGAGACGCCGUGUUCGCUUUUCUACGCCGCCGAGCAGUUCCUCAUCCGCUACCAGGACUCCGACGGUCAAGUCGCGAUGAACAUUACUUUUGUAGCGGUAGAGGCGAGAAACGGCCACCAGGGGGCAGUGAAGCGCCUUGUUAUGAGCAACCACUUUGAAGAGCUUCAAGCAGAUUUGAUUUAGUGUUUCACUCUGAUCUCAUCAAUCGUUUAUUUAUUUAAAAAAAAAAGCUUUUUUGAGCUUUUUUUGUGGAUUUUAUUUGCUGUGUUUGCCUGGUUGCAAUACAAUAACAGUCUUUGUUAUCCGUAAAGCUUCCAAUGUCAAAGCAGCUUCAUCACGGCGACCAUAUCCUCACAUGUGGCCCUCCCACUGUCGUUACAUCAACCUUGUGAAAUGGAAGGCGUACUGCGUCUCAUCAGAUCAUUUUAGCUAACAUGUAGAGGACAGCAUUCAUCAACGUCACGUCGUUUUUGCCGGUGGUGCAUUAUUAUUUUUUUUUUUCUUUCGACGGGCGCCGUAUAGCCGCUCUACCCUGCGUGACCUUUGACACCUCAGCAGUGCCUGCUAUGCUCGGUCAGGGGUCUUACAGGGAACAUGCGUGAAAGACGUUAUUUUCUAUUACAUGCAAUGUCCUUGUUAGCUUUGACUUUGUAAAGCCAGCAAAUCUUACGGGACCGUUUUCAGCUUUUGUUCGUCGUAGCUGGACCGGUGCGAGUCUUCCCUGAAAGCGAUAAGGGACUAAAUGUGCUGUUUGUUAAACCUAAAGAAAUCCAUUUGCAGAAGCCGCCUGUUUAGUUUGCUCACAGAGAAAGAAAGAAGUGCUUUCAUAGAGCUCUGUAAAGUCAAGUGUUUGGAGAGAGCGCCGCCGUGUUUAAUGCCGCUAUUGAUUUUUUACGCAGCUCUUUAAGUUUGCUACAGCGGCUGCUGUCGUUUACAUUUACACCGUAAACAACCACACCAACACUCGUAUCCAUUUGGGAGAUAGAGACAAAGAUAAACACAUUCUGGCCCAACUUUGGAAACACUUUUUUCAAGAUGGUGUCUGCAUUGCAUCCCUUCAGUUCACUGGGGUGUGUGUGACAGGAAGAAAAGCUCUGACUCAUUUUAAAGCUCUAAUAACACUUUAGAAUAAGGGACACAAAAUUAGAGUAGUAGUUAAUGAGUAGUUAUCAAACCUACCCAACCCUACCCACUACUAAGUAGUUCCUCAUUAGUUCUUUAUUAGUUCCUCAGUAACGAGUCUAAGUUCCACAGUAACUACUGUACUCAGUAGUCUUCAUUAGUUCCUCAGUAACUACUCUAAAUAUAUGUGCAUUAGUUUUCUCGGUAACUACUGUACUCAUUAGUCUUCAUUAGUGCCUCAGUAAGUACUCUAAAUGUAUGUGCUUUAGUUCCUCAGUGACUACUGUACUCAUUAGUUCCUCCUUAAUUCCUCAGUAACUACUCUAAAUGUAUGUGCAUUAGUUCCUCAGUAACUACUGUACUCGUUAGUCUUCAUUCGUGCCUCAGUAACUACUCUAAAUGUAUGUGCUUUAGUUCCUCAGUGAAUACUGUACUCAUUAGUUCCUCCUUAAUUCCUGAGUAACUACUCUAAAUGCAUGUGCCUUAGUCAUUACUGCCUCAUUAGUUCGACAGCAACUACUCUAAAUGCAUGCCGAGUUUCCUUAGUAACCACUCGGUAGUUCAUCAGUAACUACUCUAAAUGCAUAUACCUUAGUUCCUCAGUAACCACUCUAAAUGUAUUUGCCUUAGUCAUUGUUUUAUCAUUAGUUUCUCAGUAACUACUCUAAAUCGAUGUGCCAUAGUCAACAUUCUGUAAUCAGUUCCUUGGUAACCACUCUAAAUAUGCACCUCAUUUCCCUAGCAACUACUCAGUAGUUCAUCAGCAACUACUCUAAAUGGGCACCUCAUUUCCUGAGUAACUAUUUGGUAGUUCAUCAGUAACAACUCUAAAUGUAUGUGCCUGAGUUCCCCAGUAGCAUUGUAUUCACAAGUUCAUCAGUUCCCCAGUAACUACUCUAAAUGUACAUACCUUAGUCAUUAUUUUCAAUCGAUGUACCAUAGUCGUUAUUUCAAAAUGAGUUCUUUGUAACUACUUUAAAUGUGCACCUAAUUUCCUUAGCCACUACUCUAAAUGUAUGUGCCUUAGUUCCUCAGUAACCACUCUAAAUGCAUAUGCCUUAGUUCCUCAGUAACUACUUAGUGGUUCUUCAGUAACCACUCAAAAUGUAUGUGCCUUAGUUCCUCAGUACAGUACUACUGCACUUAUCAGCUCUUCAUUACUCCCUCAGUAACUACUCUAAAUUGCUAGUCAUGUGUUUUUUUUACUGUGGAUGCAUGCGUAUAGCAUGCGUAUAGAAAAUAUUUCCAUAUCAAGGAUGAUAAACAUAAGCCAGGCUUCCUGUCUUUAACUUAAAUGUUAAAUGCAUCAUUUUCCUGAGCGCUUUAAUAGACAAGUUAUUAUUUGGAGGGAAAGCAAAUAAAUCUCCAAGCGAGCGUUCCGAAGCACAAACACGUACGUCCUACCAAAAAAAGAUGUCAGCCAUAUGCAAAUGAUGUCAUCUCGCUCGUUGUCUAAAACAUGAAUUGGGUGCUCCGUCCUUGACCAACGUGAUCCGUCGUCGUAAAUCCCGUGUUGGCGUGUGACAUCACUCCUUGCUCCCUCUCACGACUCCCAACUGCAGACCCCGUCGUUACGUAGGAAGCACCGUGACCGAGUUUGUUGUUUUAUUUUUCCGCCAUCAUCUCCUUGUGUCCGUCCUUUACGUCUUGUCGCCCUUGUUUGCGGCGUGCACUCAGCAAAAUGUCAGCACGGACCUUUUGUGUACACACGGGCAGUCUGAAACCAAUUUCAGAUGUGUCAGUGGAAGUGAUGCCCGCUCGCCUCUUGUGACAGUCGGAGUGGAGCGCCAUCAUUCCCAAAUCACCUUUUCCUCACCGAGUGGAGCCCUUUGUAGCAUUAGCAUUAUAUUCUUAUUAUGAUAUUAUGGUUAUGAUGGCACUAACAUUGCAAAUACCCCCAAAUGAUACAGUCGGCAUGUUUCAAUAUCACUGGGAUGACCGUAUCCCACCUGCAGUGGAAUAUUCUCCCAACAUGAAAGAAUAAAGUUAGAAGAGCAAAAAGCUUUCGCUCCUUUUAAUGUAUGCAGGCCCUCUGUUCUGUAGCAUUAAAAGCCAACCCUCAGUGCCCAUCACCGACGCGUCGAGUGGAAGAUUUCUCUAACAGAAUGUUCCCGCAGAGCGCGGAUGGGAUGGCGGGGGAGCUGCGGUCUUAACGACAGAAAGCGUUCCACCCCACAGGAGCUCGUUCAGCGUAUUCCUGCAUAAUUACCUCAAAGUGAUUAAAGAAAUCAAUGGCGUGCAGUCGCUCCCGGGGGCACUUAGCAAAGCCUCGGAUAGUCACAGUGUACCAACCUGUCCGGGCCCCCUUCAGGAAGAUUUAGUCGACACUUCAUAGCUAGCUUACUUGGAAAAAUACUAAAAAUUAGCAAGAGGCGCUUCAUAGACAAAUUUAAUCUACAGUUAUUUACAGUCGAUGAAUUAAUCGCUGACAUUAGAGCACAGUUAAUUCAUUAAUUAAUUUUUUGCUCGUCUACAGUAAAAGUUUAGACGCACUUUUCAGUCCUGUCUUAGGAGAAAUUGCAUCCAUACUUUUAUUCGAAUUAAUAAUUACAGUCGAUGAAUUAAUCGCUGACAUUAGAGCACAGUUAAUUCAUUAGUUAAUUGUUUGCUCGUCUACA